Molecule: messenger RNA, 1716 nt
Organism: Fusarium proliferatum ET1
Lineage: Eukaryota; Fungi; Ascomycota; Sordariomycetes; Hypocreales; Nectriaceae
Product: putative TPR domain protein
Exons: 1
Coding region: 1-1716 (571 amino acids)
Cellular component (GO): intracellular anatomical structure
Molecular function (GO): protein binding
Source: RefSeq, a predicted model, not a curated record
AUGGGGCCAUCACAGUCUACACACAAGUCAGAUGACUCUCACGGACAAGAGUUUGUUCUCCCGCCCUUCACUCGUGACCUUACUACCCCCAAGCCAGAGGCCAAGAGAUGGGUCGAAGAUGGCAUCGUUUGGUGCUACGCCUUCAACCAUGCCGAAGGAGAACGCUGUUUUGAAAGGGCUAUUGAGAUUGACCCCGAAUGUUGCCUCGCAUAUUGGGGCCUUGCCUUUGCUCUUGGUCCCAACUACAACAAGCCAUGGAAAGCAUUCGACCGGAACGAUCUCAAGCACACCACUUUGAAAGGCCUUGAAGCCUGCCAAAAUGCUGAAGCUCUAGCCUCAAAAGCGAGCCCCAUUGAACGAGCACUUGCUGGUGCCAUUCGACAUCGCUAUCCCAAAGAUGAGAACGACACGAAUCAUGCCAGGAGUUGGAACAGUGCCUACGCGGAAGCUAUGAAACCUGUUUAUGAAGAGUUCAAAGAUGAUCUCGACAUCGCAACCCUGUACGCUGAUGCACUCAUGAAUCUCACGCCAUGGGCUCUGUGGGACGUCCGAACAGGGAAGCCUGCGCCCGGUUCUGAGGUUCUAGAGACUCAAGAAGUUCUUGAAAGAGGUCUAGCUCAGGAAGGCGGAUAUGAACAUAUCGGACUCUUGCAUGCCUACAUUCACGUCACCGAAAUGUCAACCGAGCCUGAAAAGGGUCUUCUUGCAGCCGAACAUCUUCGCAGAUUGGCAAAUGAAGCAGGCCACCUGGCUCACAUGCCUUCGCAUCUCGACAUCCUCAUCGGAGACUAUCGGCGUGCCAUCUCUGCUAAUGCAAAAGCUGUCAUAGCUGAUGAGAAAUUUGUAUCCCUUCGGGGCGGUGGCGACUUCUACACCAUAUACCGUAUGCAUGACUACCACUCACUCAUCUACGCCGCCAUGUUUGCUGGCCAGUACGGUGUCUCGAUCAAAGCAGUGAACCAAAUGGAAGUGGCUAUUCCAGACCAAGAUUUACGAAUUGAGUCGCCCCCGAUGGCAGAUUGGCUAGAAACCUUCCGAUCAGUUCGUCCACAUAUCCUCAUCCGCUUUGGAAAAUGGGAGGAAAUCAUUGACAUGCCACUUCCUGUGGACCAGAAACUGCUCUGCGUGACCACCGCGACGAUUCACUAUGCCAAGGGUGUUGCUUAUGCGGCGCUGGGAAAUGUUGAAGAGUCAGCUAAGCAACGAGAACUCUUCAUUGCUGCCAAAGCUCGUGUGCCGCCAACUCGUACACAGUACCCUAAUAAGUGCCUUGAUGUCCUAGCUGUGGCUGAGGCCAUGCUCGAUGGCGAGCUUGAGUACCGACGGGGCAACAUUGAGCUUGCCUUUGAGCAUCUCCGAAAGUCAAUCGAUCUCGAUGAUGGUCUGCGAUACGCUGAGCCGUGGGCAUGGAUGCAACCCGCCCGUCAUGCGUACGCCGCUCUCCUCAUGGAACAAGGCCGCAUCGAAGAAGCUGCUGAAGUAUAUCGCACCGACCUCGGGUUGAACAACAAGCUAUUCAGGGCAAGACAUCACCCUAACAAUGUCUGGGCCCUCCACGGCUAUCACGAGUGUGCAGUGAAGCUGGGACUCGACGGCGAGGCGCGGAUCAUAAAGCAGCAGCUUAAGACGGCUAUGGCUUUUGUGGAUGUGCCUAUCGAGUCGUCAUGUUAUUGCAGACGGGAUGUUGAGAAUCCUGUUGGAUGUUGUCGUUUGUGA